UGUCUUAGCAACCAGUCUUAUGUCAACAGCUGUGCCUCGUGGAACGCUGUUCUUGUAAUGUAGACGUUGGGAAUUAUUGGGAAAGACGUCUUAAUUUAGGCCAGCAACUGAGGGAGCGGGAGGAACGAUAAGAGGAUCGAGCUCGUUUUGUAACGGCCAAUGCCUCUCAUCAAUCUUUUUUCUAGGAUUGUUAUCAUUUCGAGUUGAAUUGGCGGUUUGGUAACUUUAAAAGGAAAAAUCUAAAUUUACGGAUUCUCAAGAAUCUGCUCAAAACCACGUUGUCAGGGUUCUGCGUCUCUCCCAUUCCCCAGGAGAACAUUUAUAGUCCUGGGAAACUUAAGACGGAACAUUAUGUUUGACCCGGAACGAUAGUUACUUGGAUAUGGUUCUACAGCCGGACACCUUUAGAAAUCGCACUUAACUGCCCAAGAUGGCGGCGCGGGCUUUGCUGUGCUUAUGGGGGAGACACGUUCCUCCAAUGCUUGUUAUAGGAGCAGACCGAACCGUCCUUUGCCGAGCCUGUGUUCUUCGUGCUUACACUUCUGAUUUCCGGAGCGAAUACAGCCUGGACAAACUCUACCCCCCGCAACAAAAAGGCUGCGACAACAACGCGGAUUUAACGAAAAAGAGUGUUCCUGAUAUUCCUGUAGAUCGCUUAUCUGUAUCUUAUUGCCGUAGUAGUGGCCCAGGAGGCCAGAAUGUUAACAAAGUGAAUACGAAAGCAGAGGUCCGAUUCCAUUUGGCAUCUGCAGACUGGAUUGCAGAAGAUGUGAGACAGAAAAUGGCAGUUAUGCACAAGAAUAAGAUCAGCAGAUCCGGGGAGCUGAUUAUUACCUCUGAAGUGAGUCGGUAUCAGAUGAGGAAUUUGGCAGAUUGCUUGCAAAAGCUCAGAGACCUGAUUGCAGAAGCCACUGAGAAGCCUCAAGUACUAUCCACAGAAGAUGUACAGGUCAUCAGAGAAAGGGUGGAGAAAAUUAAUCGUGAACGUCUCCGACAAAAAAAAAUUCACUCUGCUUUGAAGCAGAGCCGGCAUGUGGACUUUGAAUGAACUGAGAAGAAAGAUACUGGCUCACUUUCCCCUGUUUCUUGAAGAAAGCAAACCACUUUCACCAGUUCUUCAUGUAGAAGUAAACCAUGUGGCCUGUCUGCUUUUUUUUAUUAUUAAUGUAAAGGACCGGUGUCUUGAAUAAAACUUUUAAUAUUGCUCUUGGAAUAUGAA
Molecule: messenger RNA, 1219 nt
Organism: Sphaerodactylus townsendi
Lineage: Eukaryota; Metazoa; Chordata; Lepidosauria; Squamata; Sphaerodactylidae
Gene: MRPL58
Product: mitochondrial ribosomal protein L58
Exons: 6
Coding region: 431-1048 (205 amino acids)
Biological process (GO): mitochondrial translational termination
Cellular component (GO): mitochondrial large ribosomal subunit
Molecular function (GO): translation release factor activity
Source: RefSeq, a predicted model, not a curated record